Messenger RNA from Sesamum indicum (sesame), 1581 nucleotides. RefSeq names its product Nucleotide-diphospho-sugar transferase family protein (gene MGP4). Gene Ontology annotation, cellular component: Golgi apparatus. The record is from RefSeq and is a predicted model, not a curated record. Gene Ontology annotation, molecular function: UDP-xylosyltransferase activity. Lineage: Eukaryota; Viridiplantae; Streptophyta; Magnoliopsida; Lamiales; Pedaliaceae. Gene Ontology annotation, biological process: rhamnogalacturonan II biosynthetic process.
UACAAGGCCCAUGGCCUACUGAAUUCCAAUUCUAUACAGACCCAUCUCACUCGCCGUCGGCCACUUCUUUCACCUGAGAUCUCUCUCUCUCUAAACACCCCCAUAGCUCCACACUCGAGAAUUACAUCAAUUUCUGUUAACUGUGCAACGAUUCCAACUUAAUCGCAAGAACAAGAACGACUGAAUCAAGAAGAAAUGUCAUCAUUUCUCCACCAAAGAUCACUUCAAGCUGCAUCAUCAGACACCUUCGAGUUAUCCCCUCGAUCCCGCCAAAAUUACCAAAAACCCACUGUCGCUCUCCUCAGCCGCGGCCCCGCCUUGCUCCUCCUCCUCCUCUCGCUGCUAGUAAUCCUCGGUGUGAUUUUUCCUUACCUACAGUCCCCCAUUUCCCUCUUUUCGUUCAAAUCCUGGAGCUCCGGUUCCAAGUGGCGGGAAUACACGCUCCCGGAUGCGGCUGCUUAUGUGGCGAAGAACAAUACGCUGAUCGUGUGCGCGGUCAGCGAGGCUUAUUUGCCGUUCCUGAACAACUGGCUGAUUAGCAUUGCUCGGCAAAAGCAGCAGGAUAAAGUUUUGGUGAUUGCGGAGGAUUUUGCUACGCUUUACAAGGUUAACGAGCGGUGGCCAGGGCACGCCGUCCUGGUGCCGCCUGCACUGGAAGCGGCAGCAGCUCAUAAGUUUGGAUCUCAGGGUUUCUUCAAUUUUACAGCUAGAAGGCCGCGUCAUCUCCUGCAAAUUUUGGAGCUUGGCUAUAAUGUUAUGUACAAUGAUGUGGAUAUGGUCUGGUUGGCGGAUCCCUUUCCUUAUAUGGAAGGCGAGCAUGAUGUGUACUUCACGGAUGACAUGGCUUUUGUGAAACCUCUCAAUCAUUCUCACGGUUUGCCGCCUCCAGGGAAAAAGGGUCGUCCUUACAUCUGUAGCUGCAUGAUUUAUCUACGCCCCACCCCAGGGGCAAAAUUAGUUAUGAAGAAAUGGAUUGAAGAACUACAGGCCGAACCUUGGUCUAAAGCAAAGAAAGCUAAUGACCAACCUGGCUUCAAUUGGGCAUUGCUUAAAACUGCUGCACAGGUGGACAUGUACCUGCUACCUCAAACCGCGUUUCCAACUGGUGGUUUAUACUUCAGGAACAAGACAUGGGUAAAGGAAACCAAGGGAAUGCAUGUUAUCAUCCACAAUAACUACAUAGUCGGUUUUGAAAAGAAGAUCAAACGAUUUCGUGACUAUGGUCUCUGGUUGGUGGAUGACUAUGCCUCUGAGUCCCCUCUUGGCAAAAUAUAACGAGCUGUAGAAGCCUUAUUGAACCGGCUUUUGUUGGAGUACUACAUAACUUCUUCCAGAAAACAACCACGACAUUUUUCUCACAACUCCUCAAUUCUGACUGCAAAUUCAGACAUGCCUGUCAUUUGAGGCUUGAAAUCGAUGUGGAUGACAAUGGAUAGGCAAAGGACUCUGUCUACAAAUUGUGAGGCGAAAGUUGAAGAGAUAUAUCACUUAAGCUUUUCUCUUUGCUUGCUGUAUACAUUGGGGGGCAGUCGACAUGUAAUUUCAUGCAAUUUUGUUUCUGAAUAUGAUCUUGAUUUUGCU